GAAUAAUAUAUACCCAAAAACUAUAAUUUAAACCAUAAUAAAGUUUCCAAGAAAGAAUAUAAACAACCAGAAGAUCAAUAAUAUUAUUUAAAUGAAGAUCGCAUAUACUACUAACAUAAAAAUGCAUUCCAAAACCAAAAACAAAAUUCUUAAAAUUUUCCCAAAGUACUCAUGGUAACUGAAAAACCUUCAAUUGCUAAAACACUCGCAGAAGCCCUUAGCGAUGGCUCUUCAAGAUAAAGGCAAGGUUAUAGUAAAUACUUACCCGUACACGAAUUCUAAGGAAAUAUUUUCAAUUAAAACGCAUUUAUUAGAAUUACAUCUGUUGCAGGACAUGUAUACAGUCUAGAUUUUACAAGAGAUUAUUCUAAUUGGGACCGAACAGAUCCUAUAGAACUAUUCAAAGCAAAAACCUAAAAAAUUGAAUCGAACCCAUAAUAAAAAGUAAUAAAACACCUUGAAUAAGAAUCUAAAGAUUGCUCAUAUUUAGUUCUCUGGUUAGAUAACGACCGAGAAGGUGAAAACAUAUGCUUUGAAGUAAAACGUAUAUGUGAGCCUUAAAUGAUUAAAGAAAAUACAAAUAAACUAUAAACACUGAGAGCUAAAUUUUCUUCUUUGACUAAAAAAGAUUUAAAAGAAGCAUAUUAAAAAAUCAUUGAUCCCCCAAAUUUAAACGACUGUCUAGCCGUGGAUGCCCGAUAGAUAAUAGAUUUAAAAGUCGGAGUCGCUUUUUCGAGAUUUUAAACUACUUAUUUUAGGAAAAAAUAUCCAGAUUUAAAUGAGAAAAUGAUCACUUAUGGACCAUGCUAGACUCCAACUUUGGGUUUUUGUGUAAGAAGGGAAGACGAGAUAAAAAGUUUUAAGCCCAAACUAUUUUAUAGGCUACUUAUAUAAUUUAGGAAAAAGGAUGAGUAAAUAGAUACUUAGGCAGUUUUUGAAAAUGGAAAUAUUUUCAAUUAAUAAGAAGCUAAUUCACUUUUGACAAAAAUUAUUAAAUAAAAAGAAGGAUAAGUUUUUGAUGUUUUCUCGGAAAAAGGCAUCAAAGGAAGACCUGAAGGUUUAAAUACUGUCUAAUUGUUAAAAAUGGGAUCUUCUUAUUUACAUUUGAGCCCUUAAUAGACUAUGCAUGUCGCUGAAAAGUUAUAUCUUUAAGGAUUUAUUACUUAUCCAAGAACUGAAUCAACAUCAUAUGCAAAAAACUUCCCAUUUGAAGAUAUAUGUAGAAGCUUAUGUUAAUUGAAAAACUCUUAAGUGUCUUAAGAUGCAUAAUUAUUAUUCCGAAACGGUAUAUAUAAGCCUAAAUAAGGGGUUGAUAUUGGAGAUCAUCCGCCAAUAACUCCCACUAAUUACGUUCCUUCAAAUAACUAAUUAAGAAAUGAAGAAUCAAACUUAUAUGAAUAUGUCUGUAAACAUUUUAUGGCUUCGAUUUCUGCAGAUUGUUCUUUUAUGAAAAGUUAAAUUAGUAUUAACGUAAAUGGAUUAAAUUUUAAAUGCACAGGAGUAUAAAUUAUAAAUAAAGGAUUUAUAGAAAUAAUGGACUGGAUAUCAAUAAGUGAAAAUAACCUUCCUAUAGGUAUACUUAAAGGAAAUAAGGUAGAAAUUACAACAACAAGAUUAGAAUAAGAAUAUUAAACUCCACCAGGUUAUCUGACGGAAACUGAAUUAAUUAAUUUAAUGGAAAAAAAUAAAAUAGGUACUGACGCUUCUUUAGCUACACAUAUUAAUACUAUAUGUGAGAGAGAAUAUGUUAAAAUUUCUGGAAACAAUAGAUAAUUAAUUCCUUCUGAUAUGGGUAGAUGUUUAAUUAAAGGUUAUCAAUUAAUCGAUGAAUCAUUAGUUUUACCAGAAAUAAGAAGUUAAAUUGAAAACUAAGUUGAUUAAAUAGCUAAAGGAUAUUCAUUAUUCUCUUCUUAUUAUAAGAAUGUUGAAGAUUAAUUAGUCUAAGCCAAACCAUUCAGUAAAUGUGGAUAAUGUAAAAGAUUUAUGAAAAUUAUUGAAAAAGCCGGGAAGUUUUUUUGUGAAUAAUGUUAAAUAAACCUAAUUGUUCCGACAGGAGGAAAAUAUAAAAUUGUUGGAGAAAAAUAUUGCCCUUAUGACGGAUAUUAAGUAGUUUUUUUCACUUCGGCUAAUCCACCUAACGUAUCUUUUGAUUUAUGUCCUAAAUGUUACACUUAAUCGCCUUUAAUUGAUAGUGAUUAAGUUACUUGUUCUAUAUGUACUAAUGAAUAAUGUUAAUAUUCAACUAAUAAUCGUAAAGAAUUAUAUGAGAAUGUUUGUUUUUUUUGUGAUGAAGAGUUAAGCAAGGAAUUAAAAAUUACGUAAUACACAGAAAAGAAGAAUAGAAGAAAUAGAAAACAUACAAAAAAAUGA
Molecule: messenger RNA, 2370 nt
Organism: Ichthyophthirius multifiliis
Lineage: Eukaryota; Ciliophora; Oligohymenophorea; Hymenostomatida
Exons: 8
Biological process (GO): DNA topological change
Cellular component (GO): nucleus
Molecular function (GO): DNA binding; DNA topoisomerase type I (single strand cut, ATP-independent) activity
Source: RefSeq, a predicted model, not a curated record